UCUGGUUGUCUCUCUAUAAAUCUCAGCUCUCGAGUAUCUCCAUCGUCCUCGCGUAGACAUGGCACUGACUGGAACUGCAGAUGACAGCAAAGGCAAGAACACCAAGUGCAAGCUACUCACAAAGGAUUCGAUGGAGAAGAUGGUAAGGCUUCCAGUUAAGCUGUGGCUGAGUGCACUGGAAGUGGGAAGAGAGGACCCAAGACGGCUUAUCCAUGCCCUCAAGGUGGGCGUCGCAUUGACACUCGUCUCCUUAUUGUACCUCUUGGAACCACUGUUCGAAGGAGUCGGACGGAAUGCGAUGUGGGCCGUGAUGACUGUGGUUGUGGUGCUCGAAUUCACUGCAGGUGCAACUCUGUGCAAGGGAGUAAACAGAGGAAUUGGGACACUGUGUGCGGCAUCUCUUGCAUUUGUGAUCGAGUUCAUGGCAGAAAAGUCAGGCAGAGCUUGUCGCGGCGUUUUCAUAGGAGUAUCUGUGUUUUUAGUCGGAUUCUUCGCGACGUACUUGAGAUUUGUCCCUUACAUAAAGAGGAACUACGAUUAUGGAGUGGUGAUCUUUCUGCUGACCUUCAACCUGAUAACGGUGUCGAGUUACCGCGUGCAGAACGUGUUGCGGUUGACUCGCGAUCGCCUAACCACCAUUGCCAUCGGCUGCGGCAUUUGCCUCUUUAUGAGCCUCCUCGUUCUACCCAAGUGGUCCGGUGAAGACCUGCACAAUUCCACAGUCUACAAGCUUGAAAUGUUAGCGAGAUCCAUCGAAGCUUGUGUGAACGAGUACUUCCGGGAUCAAACUCAAGAUGACGGCAAGUCAUCGAAGGACCAAAUAUACAAGGGAUGCAGAGCGGUGUUGGACUCCAAAUCCAGUGAUGAGUCUCUCGUAAGUGGUGGAUUCCUCCAAGUUUUGAUCUAUAUGCUGAUGUGGUUUUGUUUAUGGAUCAAAUGCGAAGAUGAUGAUGAUGAGCAUUCUCAGGCACUCUUCGGAAGCUGGGAGCCGAGGCACUCCAGACACUGCUACAGCUUUCCAUGGCAACAGUACGUGAAGCUUGGUGCUGUUCUGAGACAUUUCGGGUACACAGCCGUAGCACUUCAUGGAUGUUUGGAAUCAGAAAUCCAGACUCCACUAUCUGUAAGAUUGCUCUUUCGAGACCCGUGCAGCCGCGUCGCUGGUGAGGUGUGCAAGGUGUUCGAUGAGCUCGCGCGGAGCAUAAGAAACCGCCGUCACUGCUCUCCCAAUGUGCUCUCCGACCACCUUCACGAGGCGCUGCAAGACCUGAAUUCCGCCAUCAGGUCCCAACCGCGUCUCUUCCUUGGCUCCAAGAAAGCCCGUCCCGCCGCAAAUGAGCGCGCGGAGGAUUGGAGACCCCAAAAAAACACAUCUUCUGGUGUAGCUCUGCCUUCGGCCAUGUCUGAUAUCACAUCACUGCAGGAAUGGAGGGGCAAAAGGGUAGAGUCAACUGAGAGGAAGGUCUUGAGGCCAACCCUGAGCAGAAUAGCAAUAACUAGCCUUGAAUUCUCGGAGGCACUGCCAUUUGCAGCGUUUGCCUCGUUGCUCGUGGAGAUGGUGGCCAGGUUGGAGCUUGUCAUUGAGGAGGUGGAAGAACUCGGCAGGGCAGCAAAUUUCAAGGAGUUCUCUCAGGCGGAUGAAAUCGCCAUCGAAAUGGGAUUUGAUGACAAGAAGCCAUGCGUGAAUGGCAAAGAUUUCCAGAGCCAUGUGGUACACCAAGCAGCAGAGUGAACGGAGACUGGCUUCCAUGUCAUGUUAAGUAUUUUUACUGCACUUGUCCGGGAACGAGAAUACAGCAGCUUCCAUAUCACGGUGUCUACACAAGUGCAUGAUCAUAUCAUAACAACAGUGUAUCCGUUGUUAAGAGUUUGUUCUCGUUCGAUGACGUUGGUAGGCGUUGCUGUCGUCCAAUAAAAUUGCUAUUGAAGCUUGAACAA
Messenger RNA from Musa acuminata AAA Group (dessert banana), 1938 nucleotides. RefSeq names its product aluminum-activated malate transporter 12-like. Gene Ontology annotation, biological process: malate transport. Gene Ontology annotation, cellular component: plant-type vacuole membrane. The coding region runs from base 59 to 1732 and encodes 557 amino acids. The transcript is spliced from 4 exons. NCBI's taxonomy places the organism in Eukaryota, Viridiplantae, Streptophyta, Magnoliopsida, Zingiberales, Musaceae. The record is from RefSeq and is a predicted model, not a curated record.